CGUGUGGACUGUUUCGGGAGGUGACCUGAUCAGCACGCUAACAAUCUUGUUUUUAAGUGUUUCUGAGCUAUGGAUGAAUUACCUGCGGACCUCCAAGCUUUUCUUCUUAAUCACCCGUUUCUUCAGCUCACAGAUGCUAAAAAGAUCAAAUGCACUCUGAACGGCCACGAGUUUCCUUGCAACCUCACGGAGCUGCAGAAGUUCACCAAGGCGAAGAAAUAUGAGAGACUGAGUGCAGCAGCAGACUUCAACUACAGCCAGUAUGAGCCACACAUCGUGCCAAGCACAAAGCAACCCAAUCAGCUCUUCUGCAAGCUGACCCUCAGACAUCUCAAUCGGCAGCCGCACCACGUCUUAAGACAUGUUAAUGGGAAACGCUUCAAGAAAGCCCUCGGCAAAUAUGAAGAGUGUGUGAAGCAGGGGAUUGAAUUCGUUCCCGCCAGAAUGAAACAGAAAAGGCCCAAAGCCACCGGAGAGGAGUUCAGUCGGGGGAUGCCCUCGAAACGUGGAAACAGCAUGUGGGAGCCGUCGUCCAGCGAGGAGGAUCACAGUGACUCAGAGGACAGCAUGAGUGACCUCUACCCCCCUGCUAUGUUCAGUUUAAAAAACCCAGAAGAAGAAAGUAUGGAGGGUGAAAAAGAUAAAGAGGAAGAUGACUUUCAAACAGAUGAGGAUGAGGAGGAGGAGGAGGACGACAUGGAGGUGGACAAGCAGGUGGCGCAGAAACGCAAAAAGGUUCAAGGUGGUGGUUUUCAGAAGAAAUUCCGAAAUAACCACUGGAAAUCAGGGCGCAAGAAAAAAGGCAAAGCGCAAAAUGGAAAAUAAAAUGCAAAACCAUUUCUGUACAGUAUUUUUGUACCUGGUUAUGUGUCAGGACGUGACAUGGACAUCCAGUUUGGAGGACUACAUCAGUGUCUGAGCCAGGCUGCCCUUUAAACAUCCAUCAUCACGGAUGUUUCACAUUUUUCACAAAGAUUUCCUAUUUUUAAUGUCGUGAUGUUGCACAGUUUCGAGGCUGGUUUACAUGACAUGGGAAAUGUGUUUGUGAAAGUUAACCCAUCAUUUAGAAUGGAUAAGCUGUCUUUUCUGGUUUGCAGUCAAAUGCAAAAUACAACUCUGUUUGGAUUUGCAAA
Molecule: messenger RNA, 1133 nt
Organism: Stegastes partitus (bicolor damselfish)
Lineage: Eukaryota; Metazoa; Chordata; Actinopteri; Pomacentridae
Product: surfeit locus protein 2-like
Exons: 6
Coding region: 70-825 (251 amino acids)
Source: RefSeq, a predicted model, not a curated record